Molecule: messenger RNA, 1429 nt
Organism: Aphis gossypii (cotton aphid)
Lineage: Eukaryota; Metazoa; Arthropoda; Insecta; Hemiptera; Aphididae
Product: 1,5-anhydro-D-fructose reductase-like
Cellular component (GO): cytosol
Molecular function (GO): aldose reductase (NADPH) activity
Source: RefSeq, a predicted model, not a curated record
CCCGAGACGGCACGCAUACUAUAAACAACGUCGUGUGGACCGCUGCCUUGGUAAUCGGCAGGUACACACACGUCGCCGCAGUCGUCACUCGUCGCCGGUCCGUCCGCUAGCGCACAAUCCAUUUUUUCCUACUAUCAUAUUGUUAUUAAAAGUACAAGAUUAUCACGCAAUGAAGUACCUGAAAUUGAGUUCCGGUGGCAGCAUGCCGAUGGUCGGCUACGGUACAUGGCAGGCUUUGGACAACGUUUUGGACAGCUUGAAUGAAGCCCUGAAGUGUGGAUACAGACACAUUGACACGGCCACUGCUUACCAGAACGAACACGUCAUAGGAAAAGUUUUGAACGAAUGGAUAACAUCUGGCAAAGUGACCAGAGACGAGUUGUUUAUCGUCACCAAGCUCCCCCCUUACAAAAAUCGACCUGAGGACCUAGAGGAGUGUUUGAAAAAAUCGCUAAAAGACUUGCAGCUGGACUACGUUGACAUGUACUUGGUGCACACUCCGUUCAGCGUGAUCCCGGGAGAAACGGCCGACCUUGGCAACAUGAAAAUUGAUGUCAGUACUGAUCACUUGGCUAUUUGGGAGAUGAUGGAGAAACAGGUGACUGAUGGCCGAGCAAAGGCGAUUGGAUUGUCGAACUUUAACAUUCGACAGAUACAGAGGGUGCUAGACAACUGCAAGAUCAAACCCGAUAACUUGCAAAUAGAAAAUCACCUUUACCUCCAACAACCUGAACUCAUAGAAUUUUGCAAAAGCAACGAUAUCGUUGUGACCGCGUAUUCGUGUUUGGGUGCGAAAGGCGGCCGAGAACUCAUGGGAAUGAAUUGGACCAAGGACUUGCCUGAAAUGAUGGAAAACGAAGUGGUGUUGAACAUUGCGGAGAAACACGGCAAGACACCGUCCCAAGUUUUGUUGCGGUUUAUUGUCCAGAAGGGCAUCGUGGUCAUACCAAAAAGUACAAAUCCACAGCGGUUGGCGUUAAAUAUAGAGAUUUUUGAUUUUGAAUUAGACGAGCAAGACAUGGAGGCCAUGAUCGGUCAGGAUGCGGGAGAAGGAGGUCGCAUUAUACGGCUUUUAUUCUUCACUGGAAUCACAGAUCAUCCAGAAUAUCCUUUCGAAAAGAGUGUUUGAGCUUGAAUUUAAUUCUGCGACAAAUAUGACAGCCAAUUAUUAUACGCGAAUGAACCAAAUUCAAACUAUAUAAAAUGGCAUUUGAUUAUAUACGAUUAUUUAAAUAUUUAUUGUAAGCCUAUGCCUUAAAUUGCUAAGGUUCACGUCAAUUCGUUCAUAUUUGUAACUAACACUGCAAAGAUUCCGUCAUCUAGACGUAUUAUAAAAUAUCAGAUUGUAUAAGACACAUUCAUAUGCAUCUGCGUAUUUAUCUAAAAAAUAUACAUGCACAAUAAAAAUAAAAUUGUUCUAUUAUUCAAA